Messenger RNA from Lethenteron reissneri (Far Eastern brook lamprey), 8835 nucleotides. RefSeq names its product transmembrane protein 94 (gene TMEM94). Gene Ontology annotation, molecular function: nucleotide binding. The record is from RefSeq and is a predicted model, not a curated record. Lineage: Eukaryota; Metazoa; Chordata; Hyperoartia; Petromyzontiformes; Petromyzontidae.
GAGACGGGCAUCCACCAUCGCACGAAUUUGUUGAAAGCCGCGAGCUUCGCUGAGCGUGCACCGAGACACGAGGCUGGUGCAUGGCGCGGGGGCGCCGUGCCACCCUGGGGCGCCAGCGCGGGCAACGGUCGGUGCUGUGACGGCGAUGGCAGCGUCCCCAAAGAGCAAGCAGGGGAGCGAGGGCCCAGAGAGGUUGGGUCUCGCCACCGUCGAAGCCCUCGGAAUCCUCAAGCAGCAGCUGGAAAAGGUCCUCGCCGACCACCAGCAGCAGCAGGAGGACCGACCUCGCUCGCUGGCAUGGCAGAGGAGUUUCCUGCACCACGGAAACCGCUGGUCAUGCUUCCAUCUGCUCGGCGCUCUACUCAUGCUGCUGGCGGGCAUGCUGCUUCUCUGCUGCCAUGGGGGACAGCCCAAGGGCAGCGAGGGUGCGGAGCUGGUGAAUGGCCUGGCGUUGCUGGCGCUGUUGGGAGUCAACCUCUACGUGAUGGGGCGGCAGGCGCGGCUCAAGGACACGGAGAUCCCACGCCGACUGCGCUCGCUGCUCGACGGCAUUGGCGACACGCUGCGUGAGUGCGGCGAUGGCCGCACGACCCCCUGGGAGAAGUUGGCCUACCCGGACCUGCUGAUGCCGCACUCGAAAGCCAUCGCACUGCAGUGGGCGUACCGUGACGGCGCGCUCAUCAACCUCCCGCUCAGCCUCCUCGUCGAGGGCGACGUCAUCUCGCUGCGGCCCGGCCAGGACGCCCCCGUGCACCUGCGCGGAAUCAAGGACGAGGAGCACCUGCUGCUGGCGCCGGGCGACCUCUUCCUGCGACCCUCGCCGCUGGCGUCGCCCGUGCCCUGCGACCGCGGCCGCCCCCACGCGCCGCAGAAACCGCGGCAGUUCCGUGUGACGCGCACGCCCGUGCUGGAGAGCGUCAGGAAGUGUCUGGAGGGUGGCACGGGCCGCCCCGUCAGCGUGCUGGACAACGAGUGCUUCGCCGCGCGCACGCUGCUCCACCGAUUCGUCGUGCCCGCCACGCUGCUUCUCCUGCUGGUCACCAACGCUCUGCGGUUUAUCCUGAAGGCGCCCGGCAUUGGAAGUCCUGUCUACACGUUCAUACAACUGCAGGUGAACGGCGUCCUGCCGUUGUUGCCGCUCAUCUUCCCGGGGCUCUGGGUGCUGGUGAACGCGUACGGAGAGGCCAAGGUGCUCGCACAGUUCAGCAAGGCGCCCCCCACGCCCUUGCUCGCUAAAUUCUCUGAGGACACUAUAAGCAGCUACACUGAAGUGGUGUCCUCUAAGGAAAUGUGCCUGUGCGAGUGGAGCCAUUUCAUCCGCGUCCUCCGCGGACGCUCGCCGGCGCUGUGCCAGACCGGCAGCCUCCUGCACAACCUGGGCUCCGUCACGGUUCUGUGCUGCGUGGACAAGCAGGGCGUCCUCUCCUGGGCGAACCCUAGCCCCGAGAAGGUGGUGUUCUUCAGCAGCCAGCCCGGCCCAGAGCCCGGCUACGACGACGACGACGACGACGACGACGGAGAAGAAAAGGACGACGAAGAUGAAGACGAGGAAAUGGGAGAGGAGGAGCGCGGGGACGAGGUGGACGGGGUGGACGAGGUGGAGGAGGUGGACGAGGUGGCGGACGCCCGGAGGAGGAAGGCGGGCAGAACGUCGGUGUCGGGGUCGUCGAGCGCCGUGCGGCUCCUGGAGGCCGAGUGGACUGAGUUACGCGAGACACAGUCCCUCCUCCCGCCGAACGCCGACAUCGAGCGCGGCCCGGACCAACCUCCCCGCCCGCUCGAAGGAGGUCGAAGGUCAAGUGCCGCCCCUAGUGCCGCCGCCGCCACCGCCACCAGCGGUGCCAACGCCGCCACCUUCGCCGUCGGCUCGAGCCCUCGGUGCUGCCCGCCAGCGACCCCCGCGGCCAAACCGGCGGGGGCGUCCGUCGUCAGCUUCUGCCAGUGCGUGGAGGGCGGCGCCGGCGAGCCGGAGAAGGAGCGGCGCAGGGACGGCCUCGAGGUGGAGGCCAUCGCCGAGCUGGCGGAAGAAGAGGAGGAGGAGGAGGAAGCGGCGACGGCGACGGGGGCGAAACGCCAUGGCGACGGCGGGGACGACGUGGACGGGGAGACGGACGACUUCGUGUGCGACUACCGCCUGGAGGUGCUGAGCCUGUCGCAGGACCAGCAGAACCCAGCGAGCGUCCAGUUCGACGACGCGCGCUGGCCGCUGCACGCCACCUCGCUCAAGCCGCUGGGCCUCAACGUGCUGCUCACGGCGUGCAACGCGCCGCUCGCCCCGCGCACACUGCGCCUGUGCGACCACCUGGCGCAGGCGGCUCGCGCCGGCAGGGCCGCCUCAUCCUGCCUGCCCACGCGGCCGCCCUGGGGGCUCUGCGAGCUGCCUCGCAUCAUAGGCUUCACGCCCGGAGCCAAGGACGUGUUCUCGGUCGAGAGCUACCUGGCGCUCUUCCAGCUGCCGAGCGGCGAGCACCUCCCCUCGGGGCGCGACCGCGCGCGCCGCCUCUCCGCCGUCGUCAAGCGCCGCCUCCCGAUCGGACACCUCGUCUCUCUCCUCGUCAAGGACCUCAAUUCUGGAGACCUGCAGCUGCUGUCCCACGGCACGGCCGACGUGGUGCUGGAUGCCUGCACAGACUUCUGGGAUGGGUUCGACAUCUACCCGCUGUCUGCCUCCGACAGGAAGAAAGUCCUCGACUUCUACCAGCGCACCUGCCUCUCGGGAUACUGCGUCGCCUUCGCCUACAAGCCCAUGCACGGGCCGCUCGCGCCCGAGCUGGACAGGCGCUGCGUCGAACUUCCCCCGGGUCACGACCCCUUCGGGGCCAUCGCGGCCUCCGCCAACGCCUCCACCACCGUGGCCGCCCUCUCGGCCCCCGGCGGGCCGGCCGAGAACCUGGGGGGCAGUCGCCACGCCGACACCCCCGGCCACACGCCCGUCAAGACGAGCGGCGCUCGCAAGAACAGCUGGAGCUCGGACGAGGGCAUAGGCGAGGGCGCGGAGAGAGGCGAGGGCGUGCAGGCGCUGUCGGGGCAGAUCUUCAUGGGGCUCGUGUCGGCGCAGUACCAGGCGCGCCUCGACAUCGUGCGCCUCAUCGACGGCCUGGACAGCGCCUGCAUCCGCUUCGUCUACUUCUCCAUGGAGGACGAACUCCGCAGCAAGGUGUUUGCGGAGAAGAUGGGCCUGGAGUCGGGCUGGAACUGCCACAUCUCACUGCAGUCCAGCGGCUACGACCUGGGCACGGACGCGCCCCCGCACAGCCCCAGCCAGGCCAGCUCGCUGCACGACCACGCUCAGCAAGAAAGGGAGGUGCAGAUGUUGCUGGAGGAGGAGACGCACUCGGACGUCGUGAGCUACCCUCCCACAGACAGCGACGCGCCCAGCAUCCUCGAGUACUCCAACCGGGCGAAACUUCCUCGCGGCAUCGAGAACGUGCGGCCGCACCUGGAGAAUAUCGACAACGUCCCGCUCCUCGUUCCGCUCUUCACAGACUGCACGCCCGACACGAUGUGCGAGAUGGUGGCGGUGAUGCAGGAGCACGGCGAGGUCGUCUGCUGCCUCGGCAGCUCCGCCAACGUUCGCAACGGGCGCGUGUUCCUGCAGAGCAACGUCAGCAUCGCGGUGGACCCUCUGUACCCGUCACGGUGCACGUGGGAGCGGUUCGGCUUCGCGCCAAGCGGCAUGCCGGCGGACACGGAGGCGCAGGGCGGGGGGCCACUGCGCCUGUCGGGGCAGCUCAACGGGCUGCCCUGCUCCGUGGCCUUCCACCACGAGGAGAACCUCAGCAUCAUCAAGCUCAUCAAGCAGGCGAGGCACACCAUCAACGGCAUGCGCAAGUGCUUCCUCUUCUUGCUGCAGUGUCAGCUGUCCCUGGUGCUGCUGCAGGUCGUGAGUUGCCUAGUCCAACUGCCGCCACCACUCAGCACGACCGACGUCCUGUGGAUGUCGUGUGUGUCGCACCCGCUCAUCAGCGUGUCGCUCCUCGGCAAGCAGCCGGACAACUCCGUCAUGACGAUCGCCACCGGCAAGAAUCUUAUGGUGCUGCCGCGCAGGACCGUGCACUACUACGUGCUCUGCUUCCUGGGCAAGUUCCUCCCGUCCGUGUGCAUUUACCUGUGCUGCUUCGCGCUCACGCUCAACGGCUUCUGCCGGGCGGGCAGCAAGAGCGUGGGAAACCACAACGCCACGCACUGCGACUCCUACCCCUUCAGCCAGUUUGAUGGCACGCUGUGGUUCGGGGAUUACUCCAACGCUCUGCUCCUGGCGCAGAAAAUCACCGCCGGCUUCCUGCUCCUCAACAGCCUGUGCGUCCUGGUGACCCACGUGCAUCGCACCCAGCCGCUCUGGAGGCACAGCCCCUUCACCAACACGUGGUGGACAGCAAUGGUGCCCUUACUGUUGGCGCUGCAAGCGGUGCAGGCGGCGGUGGACGUGCAGCUGUGGCGGAACGGGGAGAGCCUCGUGGCGGUGUGGCUGGCCGACGUUCCCGUCGUCACGUGGCUGCUGGGCUUCCUGUGGCUCAUUCCGCUCGUCGUGGUCAACGAGCUCAUCAAGCUGCAUGAGAUCCGGAUGCGCGUGCGCUACCAGAAGCGGCAGAAGCUGCAGUUCGAGACCAAGUUGGGCAUGAACUCUCCCUUCUAAGCGCUGGCCAGGCGGCGCCGGUCGCCCGUCUGCGCCGCCCACCGCUCUGCUGAGCUCAUGGCGAGAGACGCGCUGUUCACCGCACUGUUCACCGCACUGUUCACCGCGACGUUCACCGCGACGUUCACCGAGCUGUUCACUGCGCUGUUCACCGCGACGUUCACCGCGACGUUCACCGCGACGUUCACCGCCGUGCUGUUCACCCCAACCCCCCCCCCCCGUUGUCCCGGACAUGACAAAAUCGACGGGCACCACGCCGCCAAACUUUGCCGGCGAGCACCUCCCUCUCUUCCUCAUCCUUGUUUUUCCCUGUUAGCGCGUUGUCUCAAACUGCAACGGAGGGGAAUCGGCGAUGAAAACCCAAUACCUCUUUAUUCUAGUUCGCUCUUUGCAACUGAGCCACGCCCGGGGGCCAUGCUGAGCGAACCCGGCACGGCUCGGCAUAGCGCAACGUACGAGCCGAGAUGUAAGCUUGUGCAUUGAACUACUUGCCGUACGUAGCCAACCGUGAUAAUCGGAGGUACGGGGGAAGGACAAUAAACUAACACACAAAAAGCAGCUCUAAAGAAAUUAGUUUUCAAUCGAGAUGGUUUAAAGAGACGACGCGACGUGACGAACGCGUCGUUAACCCCUUUGCCCCUGGCCCUGCUUGGCCCCCCGAGCCAGAUUCAGAUGCUGUCGCGAGGGCCCGCGUAUCACGGUUUGGUUCUGGCUCGGCACGGCAUAGUGCCGGCGGCGGCGAAGCCACCCGUAACGUGUGCCGCGCGGUGCCCUGCCACGCUGCCCUGGCUCGAAUGCGCCAGUAGGAACAAAUGGGUAUUGAGAGAAGGAUGAGUUUCGAUUUAAAGCUUUCGUGACUGCAGGGAUUCAUCUUCUUGGUUCUUUCGGUAAAGUCACGUAGAAGGAAAAUGAUAAAAAUAAAACAUAAUAAAGAAUUCUCACGACGUUUCUGACACAACGCAAGCAGCCGUCUUCAGGUAGAGAACAGAUCUGUCGAGAAGGCAGACGGCUGCUUGCGUUGUGGCCGAAACGUCGUGAGAAUUAUUUUAUUCUGUUUUAUUUUUAUUAUUUUCCUUCUACGUGACUUUACCAAAAGAACCAAGAAGAAGGAUGAGUAUUAACGAGGACUGGGGAACAAAGGUGAGUUACUUCACUUCGGAAGGAACUGGCGACCGGUUUGGGACCCGGCGUGUUUGAGCCUCGAUUUCCGCGGCGGAAUUGGCACCCUCGUCGCCGCCGCCGCUUCUCGCACUCGACGGCGGGAAGUUGUCAGCGGUUGUGCGGAGACUGAAUUCCCGCAUGGGAUUGUGGGAAAUUUACCACUGGCUCAGGAAAGGCCUUGGGAGAUAAGAGCACCGCCCUUUCUACUUGUGCUCGGUUAACCACUGGGAGGCUUUCACUCCGGAUGUAGUUAUUACGUCACGCGUGUGUGUGCGUUUUGGAUACUCGUACGCGCCGUUUGUGCGCACGUUAUUCUAUGAGCUAUAUAUCAAUAACUUGCCUUGCUGCAGUUUGGCCAGGUUAUAGGGAUGGCUUCCCUACUCAGUGUAUGCAGUGUUCCGUCAGAUUAGCAUAUUCAUUGACAGGUUCAUAUACACAAGAGGACAGGUAGGUGCUCUUACUGAAAUUUGAGUCAAGUAAUUUAUUAUCCAGUUCAGUCGUCGUCAUCAUUAGCCGUGAACAAUCCACUGCUGGAUGAAGGCCUCCCCAAGUCACUGGCGCCUCGUGAUCCUGCAAUGUAACACUUUCGCCUGGCUCCUCCACACGAGCUGAAUUCACCGCCCCAUCUCCAUGGUGCUCCACCUUUAAAACAAAUCUCCCUUUUGCGCCGCCAGUGACACCUUCACUUUUAAAUAUGCAAUCAAACGAAAACGGUCUUGAUUGAUUUCAUGAAUCCAUUUGAUUUUCGAUGCUACCAUCAGUCGUGCCAAAUGUUUAUUCUGUUUUAUAUCUGCUUUGGUUUUCAUUCUUUAAUUCUAUCUCUUGACCUGGCUUUUGGAUGCACUUCUCAGACUUUUCACCUUGGCCAAACUGCACAGCCCAGAGAUGGGCCCUCAUUCCGCACACGGGCCAAACAGAAUGUGUUUGGUACAACGAUCAGAGCGUUGGCCUCAUUUUCUCACGUUCAAAGGUCGGUCCUGAAAAUAGGGAACGUGACCACAACGUCCGUCCAGCAAUCGGAUGCCGUUGCGUGCAACUUGCAACCAGUUUCCUACCUUCAAAACCAGUCGAGCGUCGUUUUGGUUACGUCGAAAAAUAAUGGGGGAGGAGGGAACGGUGGGUGGGGUUGCGGUUGUUUUUACGUUUAUUUAUGAAAUAUUUGCUGUGUGUUGCAUCAAUACUCACGUAAUAGCGGAGGGCGGCCUCCACACGUGGCAACUCCAGGGUUGGUGCUACAAACGCCACUUACGGGUUUUCCAGUUCCAGCCAACACUCGCAGUUGGUAUAGUUAUUCACGAUAAUGUAGAGACAAAACGCAUAAUAAUAAUACUGAUGUUCUAUGGGUGCUGAGCAGAUGAACAGUUUCCAGACGAGCUCUCCAUGGUUCGCGACGUGGCUGACAGACGGCAGUACGGCAAUACAUUCAUGAAUCUAUCUGAUCGGAGGUUUGGAGCAUCGCCACUUUUUCAUAUGCGUGGGUAUCCUCCUCCCGCACGCCACGCAAUUGUUAAUGAAAUUAGCCAAGCGUCCUCAACGUAGCAGGACCCACCUGCAAAAGAAUAUUGUGACUCGGUGAGGCUUCUUUUCUGCGUAAAGGACUUUAGUAUGAUUACUAUUAUUGCAUCAGCGCUGCCAUCUGGUAGAGGGAGCCCUAACGAAGUCACAGCUAUUGCAUUACGAUUGCACUCCUCGGAUAAACCAAUCUCUUGAAACCGAGAACACCUGGAGCGGAGUUUGUAGCCUGCCCCCAAACCCGGUCACAGACCACUCAACUCGCGCACCUCGGCCGAGCAACACACUUCGGAAUAGUUGUUGUUGGUUGUUAUUGCCAUAGAAAUAACGAUGACUGGAUUUUCCGAAACCCGGUUUGCCAUGGCAGUGCCACUACGCUAUUGGCUGCGGCGCAGACGGGCGGGCCUCCGAUGUUUGGGGAUCAGUUCGAGACGGUGUCGUUGCUUCAUUGAGGGACAUUUACUGUGGCCGAAAUCUCAAAGUUGUCAAGUUUUACGUUUGUCGUCGAAAAACUAAAAUGUGCAUUUUUAAAAGCGUCUCCAUGUUUUAGUUGCAUAUUUAAAAUGUGUGUGUUUUAACUGUGCCUAAUAGAUCAGGGAUGAGUUUCAGUAAAAAAAAAUGUAUUUUGAAUUGUGUCGUAACUUCGACCGACGACGUGUGUUUGUGCUAACAAAAGUGACGUGGUUACCUGAUGCCACGUGACCUAACUUGUGUGGUGGGGGAAAUUUCGGAAGUGAUGCGAUUCGAGUGACGCCAUUUGCCGUGAUGUCACGUGGAAAACGAGAGAUCAUUAUUGACACGUGGUUUUUUUUUGUCUUUUUUUUCCCACCCGGAUCGUUUGAAUUUCGUAUACUUCGGAUUAAUCGGAAAAUUGUUAACGCAUGCAUCCCCUACAAUGGAUGCUCUUUCUCGAAUGUAAAGGAACUUGUUUGUUCUUGAUUUGAAGCUUUUUGUUUAUGCUACCUGCCAUUGUCUGCAUCAGAUGCACUAUGAAGACAUCGCCCCCCCCCAAGUUGUUGACUGCUGCGAUGGUUUCACGACGCAGCCUCGCGACUCACAUUUGUUGCACUUUCUAGGGUUAGGUUUUCCUCGAGUAAAGUUAAACCAAAAAAACAAACAAACAAAAAUAUAAAAAUGAGUCGAUCAAAAUUGCUGCGUGGUGCCGACAGGAUUUCGCGGUCACCUGUGCAGAUGCGCGAGUGUUCGCCACGACAUCUCUCGCGUAUUUUCGAGUUGUUCCCCAAAUGCGAAAUGAUCGGGCGUCGUGUUGAACAACGAUGCGGCACAUCGGGGCUCGUCCAUAAAUGACGUCACGCACCAGGGGGGGGGGGGUCAGACAUUUGUGACGAUGUGAGGGGGGGAGGGUUUGAGAAAUGUGACGUCACAUCAAAAUGCGCAACUUAAAAUAAAUAUAGACAACACGUUUUACGUAAUUAGACUUUUUUUAUCAAUGUUUUCUCCUACAACAUCAGUGCAGCGCCACAUUAAAUACGCACUACAAUGACAAUAGUUUAAAGCGAUUUGAA